Messenger RNA from Rotaria sordida, 684 nucleotides. The record is from the annotation of a GenBank genome assembly. Lineage: Eukaryota; Metazoa; Rotifera; Eurotatoria; Philodinida; Philodinidae.
AUGUUAAAAACACGUGAAACUAGUGCAGAAAUUCAACAAAAAUUACCAUGGCGUUUACGUGUAUUUGAAAAUAUUCCUGAUCAUCCUCAAAUGAUUGAAUUAUCACAAGAAUAUUAUAGAAAUGUAAAUAAUCAACGUUUAUUAAGUGGUGAUGCUAAUCAAGUAGAAUUAGCAAGUAUAGCUGAUAAUAAAGUAUCAAUAUUCAUAGAACAAAAUAAGAUUCGACUUGAUCGAAAAAAUUCGAUGCGUCGUUCAGGUUAUCGAUCAAAACCAGUAAAUGUUAUACAUGAAAAUGGAUAUAUUGGUCGAAAUCAUGAUGAUUAUGAUAUCAAACUAUUUCAAUAUCGAAAACAACAAGCUGAAAUAAAAGGAAAUCAAGAGGAAGAAGAUCUUCGUGAAAAUCAUCCAUCUUUUGAUAGACCUUUAUUUAUAAUUGGACGUGAAAGUAAUUUUCGAAAAUUUUGUCAAUUUCUUGUAGAAGCUCGUUAUAAUGUUAAAACUAAAGAUUCUCUUGGACAAGAAUUAAAAAUUAGUCGAUAUAAACAAGGAUAUAAAUUUCUUGGUUUAGUUACAUAUCUUUAUUGGAUUAUCAUACUUGGAACAAUAUUAUCAACAAUAGCCGAAUAUCUAUUUGUUAUUUUUAUGAGUGUUGAAUUAACAUUAAAAAUUUUUGCACAUGGUUGA